Dermatophagoides farinae (American house dust mite) is the source of this 5367-nucleotide messenger RNA. RefSeq names its product Src homology 2 domain-containing protein sprint. Gene Ontology annotation, biological process: signal transduction; vesicle-mediated transport. The record is from RefSeq and is a predicted model, not a curated record. Gene Ontology annotation, molecular function: small GTPase binding; guanyl-nucleotide exchange factor activity. Gene Ontology annotation, cellular component: endocytic vesicle; cytosol. NCBI's taxonomy places the organism in Eukaryota, Metazoa, Arthropoda, Arachnida, Sarcoptiformes, Pyroglyphidae.
UUGUUGUUGUUGAUCUAUCUUGUUUGCUUUCUAUUUCUAUUUUUGCUCAUCGUUCAUCUUUAUUAACGACGACAACGACUAAUUCAAAAUGCUUUCAUCGAUAUAAACGUUUUAAAAGCUUCAGAUAUUGUUACCUGCUGCUGCUGCUGCUUUUAUUGCUAAUGAUGGUAAUGGUGGUAAUGGUGGUGGUGGUGGGAGUUUUUCAAGUACGAAAAAACCGUCGAUUAAUGUUGCUACAAUCGAUGAUAAAAUGAUGAUGAUUGAUCGAUUUAAAAAAUCAUCUGUAUCAUUUUCAUUGUCAUCAACAACAUCGACAUCAACACCACCGAAGAUGGUGACAUCAAUGAAAAAAAUUUUGAAUAAAAAAAAUUUAACAAAAAACAAAUCAAAACCAAUAUCAUCGAUAAAUCGUUUACCAAUGAAUAAUACAUUUACAACGUUUAUUUCAAAUUCAAAUAUACCAAUAACGAAUCCGAACGAUUCUUCUGGUUUUCAACUUGCUUUGGAUAAGGAAACAUUAUCGAUGACGACGGAAACAUCCGAAUUGACCAAGCCUAAUAUCGUAGUAAAACAAAUGUCGUUGUCACACAACAAAAACAACGAUAAUGAUGAUCGAAAAUCGGAUGACAAUUAUGAUCAACAUGAAAAUGAUACAACAACAGCAACAACAGUAGACGUUCUUGCAUUAUUGCCAGAAGGUAAUGUCGAUGAUGAUGAUGAAUUAGAUCACGAAGAAGAAGACGACGACGACGACGAUGAUGAUGAUGAUGGUAGAGAAAUUGCCUAUGAAGUUGAUGCUGAUGAUGAACAAAGUAAUGAUAUGCUUGACGAUAAUACCGAUGAUGAAGAGGAAGAUGAAGAUGAUGAUGGUCCUAAAUCUACAAGUCCUGGACCAGUAGCAGCUGGUUCAAUAGUCACUAAAAUUGAUCCAUCAACCAAAUCAAUGGUUCAAGUAAUUUCAAUUAUGAAAAAUCAUUCUCAUACUCAUCAACAAAAGAAUCAGAAUCAACAACAACAACAACAACAACCAAAAACAAUUACAUCGUUUAUUAAUCAAAAAAUGUUGAAAGACGAAAUCAUGAGACCGGCUGAAUCCGAAGAUUCAGCUGCCGAUGUUAGUUAUGAACGUACUAGUGAUCUUGCUGAAUCUGAUGAUCUAGAAGGAGAAGAAGAAGAAGAAGAUGCAACAACGACAACACUUACUACGGUUGAUACAAAUAAUGUGAAUAAUUUGGAUUCCGUGAAAGAAUUGUCAUAUGAUCAACGAUUCAGAAUGACACAGACAAUUUGGUAUCUGCCACAUAUAAAUCGUGCUACGGUCGUUCAUUAUCUUCAGGGCAAAAAUGUCGGUGUUUUCAUUGUUCGACAAUCAAGUAAACCGAAUACAAUGGCUGUAUCCGUACGAUUACCACAAGGACGUGGUCCACAUGUUGAACAUUAUCUUAUUGAGAAAAUUACCAAAGCACCAGUAUCAUCAUCAACGACAAAAUCAUCAUCGACAUCGUCAGUUUUUCGUUUAGAAGGAUCUGAACAUUAUUUCAAUUCAAUUCUACAGCUAGUUAUCCAUUAUUCACAAUGUCAAGAUGAAUUACCUGUUCAAUUAAAUUUGCCAUCGGUUUUAUUAAAUUCUGGCCGUAGUCAAUUAACAUCAUUAGCAUUGCUUGGUCAAGAAUUUUGGCAAUCAAAAUUUGUUUCGUUGAAACAAUUGCCAAAAAAUUCUCUUAACAAUGAAACAUUGGCUAUGAUUAAUCAAAAUCAGAAUCAACAACAAGAACCACCACCUCAACAACAACAACAACAACAACCUACAAAACAUUACAAUCGACAAAAAGCUCGACGCCAUAAUUCCAAUUCUAGUGAAUCGAAUCAAUCAAAAUCAUCUAUGUCAAUGUCACCGAUGCCACCGCCGUCAAUUUCAAUUCGUUCACGUCGAAAUACCUCAGAUUCAGCAUCACCUACAACUAUGCCAUCACAAUCAAAUGCUGUUUCACCGACACCGCCACCUUUACCUCCUAAAAAUCUUUCAAUGACAUGUGGUGGUGAUCAUCAAUCAAACAGUCCAUUGAUGAUGAUUAAUCCGACAAAAACUAUCAAUGAAGAUUCAAUAUCAUCACCAAUAACAGCAACAGCAAAUACGACUACAAUCGUUGAAGUGCAUAAUAAUCCUACAAUCAAAAAUCAUAAUCAUCAAAAUAAUUUGCCUAAACUACCACCAAGAAUACCAAAUUAUGUGCCUCCACCGAUUCCACCUCGUAAUCGUAAUUCACCAAAUGGUGGUGGUUCAACAACACCGCCUCCAUUGCCUGCAAAUGGUCCACCAUUAUCGAGUCUACGUACGAAAAAACCUUAUCAAUCAAAUCAACAAUCGAAACCGGCGGCAUUACAGGAUCUACUCAGUCCAAUGUCAAUGACUGAAUCAGAGAUUGAAAUGGCUAAAUUUUCUUUAACACAUAAAAUUACACCAAAUAUUUUGGAAGUAGAAGAAUACAACGACGAUGAUGAUGAAAUUUCCAAUAAUUUAUCUCUACAAUACAGAAAUUAUUACAAUCAAAUGAUUCAGGCACCACAACAUCACCAUACAUCAUCAUUGUCACCUGUACCGAUCAUGAUCGGUGAAGAGGAAAUAAAAAAUCAACAAACACCAUCACCUGCACCAUUACCACCACAACAUUCACUAGCGGCCGUUACGGAAUUACAGCCAUCAAUCGAUGCUCAGCAACCACCACCGCCACCAUCAUCAUCGAUAAAAUGUGAUGUAUGCACACAAACUUAUGAUACAAAUAAACAAUUAUUAUUGACACCAAACCAAUCACAAAUGGGUCGAAUCACACGUGCCAAUUCAUCAUUAUCAUGUUUUUAUAUGGAUCCCAUCGAUGCUUUGGUUGCUAUUCAUCAACAGCAUCAACAACCAAAACGACAUUCGGAUCCAGAAUUGGCUAGUAAUAGUCAAAAUACUAUGGAUAUGGAAUCUUCUUCAUUGAAUCCAACAACGUUUACGAUGAGUCAUUCAUUGGAAAGUUUAUUGGAAAAUUUUCGUAAUCGUUUUGCCACCGCCGUCAGUGGUUCAGAUUUAAAUUCAAUACGAGAAACAUUGAUGAAUGAACGACGUAAUCAAUUUAUUCAUCAUCAUCAUCAUCAGCAGCAGAAUCAAGGAUUGAAAUCUUUCAAUCCGAAACAUGAUACUGCGUUCUCCACACUCGAUAGUGCUUGGCAAUGGCAUUCUGGUAUUGGUGGUGGUGAUCAAUGUCACCACAAUGGUCGUAUUCAUCGUUCGAUACAAAAUCAAUUGGCUAUGAAAAUGUCAUUAGCUCAGCUUGAACAUCUGAAACGUUCGAGUAUCACAACAAAUGGUUCAAUGAAAAGUGAUAUCACCACGGUGGAAGAUUUGAUUAGUGCUAAAGCACCAGAAUUAGCUGUACCAAAAAUCACACAUAUUGAUUCGAUGAAUUUGAUUAAUAAAAAACAUCGUCAACAGCAACAACCACUGCAACAAGACAGUUCGGAUCGUGAACGUAAACUAACGGCCAAAUCGGUUGCUACCGAUGUUUGUACUGAAUUUUCUGAACCAUGGAAUAUGGAUGUGGUUGAAUCACUGUUCAUUUCCGAACUACAUCAUGGUGGUGGUCAAUCGUCCACAAAUCAUUGUGGAUUAGAUUUAGAUGAUGAUGAUUCUACGAAUUCAACUAGACAAUUACUUAACAAUGAUCUCAUUAAUUUUAAUUCAUUUUUAUUGAAUCAAGAACAACAUCCACAUGGUUUAGUAGUGCCACAAACAAAUGAAGAUGAUUAUGAUAGUGUUGCUGAAGAUGAAUCUGAUGAACAAACAUUGAAUGGACAUUUCAUUAAACGAGAUGAUAGUGAAAUUACAUUGAAAGAAAAAAAUCCACAACAGCCACGAAAUUCAUCAUCGUCUACGGAUGAUGGUAUCAAAUUGAAUAUUGCUUACAAUAUUAGCAAUUAUGUAUUUGAAUUGGCUGCACGAAAAGAUAAUACUUUUGCUAAAUCGAUUGAUAAUUUUAUUGAAUGUACGAAAGAAACGACUGAUCCAAAUCCUAGCGUGAUCCUUGGCUACGUUAGACAAUUUAUGAAUGGAAUGAAAAAUUAUCUAAUCAAACAUGGUGAAGGUGAUUUUAUUAAAAUUGUCCAAAAUGAACGAAGUCGAUUGAAACCGAAUCAAUUUUUAAAUAUUGAUUCAAUACUUGAAGUUUCAUUGCAAAAAUUAAUCAUUAAACCAUUGAAGAAUUUUCUAUACGAAUUAUUCAUUCGUUCACAUACAAUGUCUGGUUCAUUGAAAAUUUUAUCCACCAACAUUAAAUUGGCACAAAAUAAAACGCCCGAAGAGCUGGGAAUCCGUACGGAAUUAUUGCCAAUUGAUCCAAGAAUUAUGGCCGAAAUACAGAAAAAUUUACGACGAUUACAGCAAUCUUAUUCGCCGAUAAAAAAAUUAGAACAUUUAUUACGUUGUAUAGCCAUAUUGAAUGGAAAUUAUAAAGAAAAAAUAACAUCGAAAUGUAGUAGUGAUAAACAAUCGAAAUAUAAUCGAGCUUUCAGUGGUGAUGAUUUAUUACCCAUGUUGGUCUAUCUAAUUGUUCAUUGUGGUGUAAUUUCAGCGGAAAUUGAAUCCGAAUAUAUGCUUGGAUUGUUGCAUCCAUCCAUUCUGAAUGGCGAAGGUAGCUACUAUUUAACGGUUUUAUCAAGCGCAAUACAAGUGCUGAAAACAAUGUAUACAGCUGAUAAUGCUCGAGCAUUGGAAGAUAUUAUCACAUUGAAUGGUGUUGGUGGUGGUGGUCAAUCAAUGUUUUCAAUGUUGAAAGCACAGCCAUCAGAAAAUCUUCAAAGACAAAUGAAUUCAUCUACGACUAAUGGUGGUGGAGCGAUGAUAUCAUCGGGUUCUACAUGUGCACCAUUAGCAUUGCCUUCGAUAGCCAAUAUGCAAGCAUAUAUGAAGAUUAUGAUACCAAACGAGCUUACAUCAAGUAUCACUUGUAAAACUGUACCAGUUCGACAUAAUAUGACAACGAAAGAAGUUUGUCGUAUGAUUGCGCAUACAUUUCGUAUAACGAAUCCAGAAGAUUAUUCGUUAUAUCGUAUCAAAGAAAAUGGUCUGGAAGAAAUUCAACUAUUGGACAAUGAAUAUCCACAGGUGAUAAAAUCAGAAUUGAUGGCACGAAAUGAAUCCACUAUGUUUGCCUAUAAACGUUGUGAUGCUAAAUUUAUUUGGCCAAUCACUAGCCCAAAUUGAGUCAUCUUCAUUCAUUGCUGUUUUUAUUACUUUUUAUUUUUUCAAUUCUCUCAACUUCAUUAUUCACUCAAUUACUCAUUCAUCAUCAUUAAACAAUUGUAAUUAAAAUGACAAACAGAAAAAAA